AUGGGAUUAGACGGCGCCGACGAUGAUGUAUCAGAGACACAACAACCACAACAAGAAGAGAAGACGAAUGGACAAUCACAGAGCAAUGAAGAGACACAAAAUCCCAGCGACAGCUUCAAGCUGAAAUUCUGUACCGUCUGCGCGAGCAACAAUAAUCGCUCAAUGGAAGCCCACCUUCGCCUCACCACCGCCCAACCAACCCCCUACCCCACCAUCUCCUUCGGCACGGGGUCCCUCGUCCGCCUCCCCGGCCCCUCCAUCUCUCAACCCAACGUCUACAAUUUCAACUCGACCUCCUACGCCUCCAUGUACGACGAACUCGCCUCCAAAGACCGACGCCUCUACUCCGCCAACGGAAUCCUACCCAUGCUCGAACGCAAUAAAAACGUCAAAUUCGGACCGGAGAGGUGGCAGGAUUGGCGGGUCGGCGUACCUCGGACGGAAUGGGGGGACGAUAAAGGCGCAAAGGGAACAGAGGCGGGGACGGUGGAUGUGGUCAUCACGUGUGAGGAGCGAUGUUGGGAUGCGGUCGUCGACGAUCUGCUUACUCGUGGGAGUCCGCUGAACAGACCUGUUCAUGUGUUCAAUGUGGACAUCAAGGAUAAUCACGAGGAAGCGCUGGUGGGCGGGCGGGCGAUUUUGGAACUGGCGGAUAAGUUGAAUGAGGUUGCGGUGGAGGAGAGGGAGGCUUAUGUCAAGGGCGGAGGGAGGGGAUUCGAGAAUGGAGAAGGGAGGAGUGGGUUUGAUGAGAGGGUACCGGAUGUGCUCGCGGAGUGGCAGGAACGGUGGCCGAAUUUGCCGGCGCUGUGGACGCUGGCUUGGUUCUGA
Messenger RNA from Zymoseptoria tritici IPO323, 828 nucleotides. RefSeq lists its product as uncharacterized. Gene Ontology annotation, biological process: termination of RNA polymerase II transcription. The record is from RefSeq and is a predicted model, not a curated record. The transcript is spliced from 3 exons. Gene Ontology annotation, cellular component: mRNA cleavage and polyadenylation specificity factor complex; nucleus. NCBI's taxonomy places the organism in Eukaryota, Fungi, Ascomycota, Dothideomycetes, Mycosphaerellales, Mycosphaerellaceae. Gene Ontology annotation, molecular function: RNA polymerase II CTD heptapeptide repeat phosphatase activity. The coding region runs from base 1 to 828 and encodes 275 amino acids.